Molecule: messenger RNA, 3802 nt
Organism: Castor canadensis (American beaver)
Lineage: Eukaryota; Metazoa; Chordata; Mammalia; Rodentia; Castoridae
Gene: Cyb561d1
Product: cytochrome b561 family member D1
Molecular function (GO): transmembrane monodehydroascorbate reductase activity
Source: RefSeq, a predicted model, not a curated record
CCUGUGGUCCUCAAACCUGAAUUUACCAGGUGCAGGAAACUAUGUUUGGCCUUGUCCUUUUAUUUUUCCUGAGUUUAGUUAGGGAAUCUUGUUCCCGUAACACGGAAGAAGAUGAGAUGGUAGGUGAGAGCGAGCAGCCAGGGAGACUCAGUACUUCUGGAAGGCUGCUUAAAACACCGCUUUCGUGCUCGGGUCAGUGCACCGCGUGUGUGAUUUGGGUUUCAUUGGAAUCAUUCGCCACAGAUGUAAUUUCCAUAGGCGGUUUGACAUGCAGCCCUCUGGGAGCUGUUCGGUCUGUCGGGAUUUCGGGGAGCAACCCCGUGGGGCCGAUGCGCUUCCCCCCCAACCCCCAGAGGGCGCUGUGGGCGCCUCCGCCGCACUGCCUGCGGCGUCCCGGGGAGGAGCCUCUCGUGCAGCCGCCGCCGCCUCCGCGAUCGCAAACCCGGAAGACGCCUCUGGCAGCUGGACUGUGCGGGCCGGCCCGGCACGGCCAUGCAGCCGCUGGAGGUAGAUCUAGUUCCCGCUCCAGCGAGGGAGCCGAGAUUGACCCGCUGGCUGCGUAGAGGCAGUGGGAUCUUGGCGCACCUGGUAGCUUUGGGCUUCACCAUCUUUCUGACUGUGCUGUCCCGGCCGGGAACCAGUCUUUUCUCCUGGCACCCUGUAUUCAUGGCCUUGGCGUUCUGCCUCUGCAUGGCUGAGGCCAUCCUGCUCUUCUCUCCUGAGCACUCCCUGUUCCUCUUCUGCUCCCGAAAAGCUCGGAUCCGGCUCCACUGGGCGGGGCAGACCCUAGCCAUCCUCUGUGCUGCCCUGGGCUUGGGCUUCAUCAUCUCCAGCAAGAUCCGAAGUGAGUUGCCUCACCUGGUGUCCUGGCACAGCUGGGUAGGAGUUCUGACACUACUGGUCACUGGUGGCCAGGCAUUGUGUGGGCUGUGCCUGCUCUGUCCUCGGGCAGCCAGGGUCUCCAGGGUAGCUCGCCUCAAGCUCUACCAUCUGACAUGUGGACUGGUGGUCUACCUGAUGGCUACAGCAACCGUGCUCCUGGGUAUGUACUCAGCAUGGUUCCAGGCUCAGAUCAAAGGUGCAGCCUGGUACUUGUGCCUGGCACUGCCAAUGUACCCAGCCCUAGUUAUUAUGCACCAGAUCUCCAGCUCCUACUUGCCAAGGAAGAAGAUGGAAAUGUGAGUGCUUCUGAACUCUCAAUCUAGGUGGGAUACUUACCUUGGACUUCAGUGGUUCCUUGGUGACCUUCAAGGGACCUACUUCAGAAGUGAUCGGGUUUUGCACUUUGUGGUUGGGCCAGGGGCUGCAGAAACCCAAGCUGCUAUUGUUGAAGGAUGAUUCUGUGGACUCCAGUGGGGAAAUGUAUUGGGAAGAUAAUGUACUGGAAGAUAAUAGAGAACUUGAGCCUGAAGCCUUCAUUCUUAAAGGGAGGCAGAAGUAUUAGGUGUUAGUGGGUGACAGUGGCUAUCUUGCUUGUAUACCAGAUGAAGAGCUGAGUUCCUGUAAGUUAUGAAUGGCAGCCAUGGCUGUUUGCCCCUGCCCUCCACCCUUUUGUUUUGUUUUUUUGAGACAAGGUCUCGCUCUGUAGCUAAGUUGGCCUGGGACUUACUAUUUAACCCAGGCUAGCCUCAAACUUGUGAUUCUCCUGACUCAACCUUCCAAGUGCUGGGAUUAUAGGCAUGUUCCACCACACCCAGCACGGGUCCCUUUUGAAAAAGUAGUGUGAAGGAGAGAGCCCAUGGGUCUUCCUUAUGGUUCUCUUAGGCUCUGUUGUACAAGAAACCUUAGGUAAGUUCCAUACCUCAGGACCUCAGUUUCCUCGAAAGUGAAUGUUUCUAAACAUUCUAAGUCCCUUCCAUCUCUAAUAUUCACUGUCUUAUCUGGUUGAUGUCACUAGACACUUGAACCACUUAGCUGAUUCGGGAUGUAAUUCUUACAUUCAUUCUCCCUCUACUUCCCUAAAGGGGAGCCCUUAAGAAAUCUGUGCUGAUUUGGCCCCUGAACCAGGGUACAGUCUGUGGAGAGAGGGUGCAGGAGAGGGUUUUCUAUACUCCGUGACAGUAAAGGUACUAAAGUCACUUUAAAGUUUUUGGAGGGGCAGAAGGGCAUUGACCUAACCAAGCCUUUGGCUCUUGACUGGGCUCCUUAGCUCAGUUGAGAACUUCCUUCAGCGCACCUGGGGAUCAGGGCUGCAGAGGCUCAGGGCAAAGUAUUGCCAGUUAUCUUGUGCUUUGCCUGUCUUAGGGGCUUGCCUUAGUUCGUUCCUUCAUGGAGCAAUUCUGAAGCUUUUAGAACAAAAUAAGGGCCAAGGAGUGGGCUCUUUUGAUCUAAGGGAAACAAACUGUCCCCAGAUCCCCUUCUCCUGCCAUUUAAGCUUUCCUUAGUUGUUCUCUCCUGCCAGUUCUUUGGUCCAAGAAGGGGCUGAGUUUAAUGUCAUCUGGCAAAUGAGGGCUGGGCUCUUUUUCUGCAGAGACACCUCCUUGCUCUAACUGAAAGUAGUUCUCCAGACUGCCCUGGGUAAUGAGGGCUGGAUGCCAGACUAGUUAGCUGUGAUCUUGCUCAUUCUGGAGCUCUGGUGCAUUCUGGAGAUGAAGGACUGAAGGACUGAAGACAGCUGAGCCAGAAAAUGCCAGCAGCAUUUCAUGCAGGGAGAUGCAACCCACUGGAAACUUUAGGAGGCCUGGGGUGUAGGGGCUGGAGCUCUGGUUCCUUGGACCAGGGAGAGACAUUCCUCCAUGUCAGUAUAGGAUGUCCCAGGUCUUUCCAAAAAUUCAGGGCCUCCUCACCAGGUGGCUCAGAAGCAAGAAGGCUGGUGUGAUUCAGUAGCACAGGAAUGGGAACUGCAAAGGCAGAGUUGACCUCACUAUGCCUUUUCUUGCGUGAGAGGGCCUCUCCCAGCAGCUCUGUAAACAUGGCACCUGAAGGAGGCCCCUGCAGUGCAGAGGGUGAUUACUCCUGUCUCCUACUUGCCCACUCCUCGCUCAAGCUGCCCAAUUAGUGUGACCCAAGUGGGUCACUUUGCUCCAAGGAUUCCAUCUCUUCUCCCCUCAUCAUGGCCAAGGAUAGGGGUCUCUUCUUGCCUACACAGUGUGGGCCAGAUAAGGUUCACAAGCUUGAUCUGGGAGCAAGCAGGCAGGCAAAGCCGGGAAUCCUGAGCCUGCCUGAGGUGUUGCCUCCUCCCAGGUGGUGCGGAGGCUGGUGGGCGGGCGGGCAAGCAUGCUGACAGCCGGCAGUUUGCGUGGGCUGUGCCAUCUGAUGUCUAUUCCCAGCCCUGGAGGAAGGGGAGUCAUUUAUAUUCUGCAGGAGGAAGGGACCCAGCUGUCGCCUCUCUGACCAGUAGGCUUGGAGGGCAGGGGUACAGGUAGAAGGGAGGGCACAGGUAAUCGCCUCCUGCUUAGCUGAGUCUGACUGCAGUAUGGGGAGUAGGUCACCAGGAGGAGCUCUUCUUCCUGGCAGGCCAGAUUGUGGGGGAACUUGCCUCCCCUCCUGUCUUUCCAUUUCUCCCUCCAUCACCACAUCCUGGGGCGGCAGCUGGACAAGCAUUAGACUUCAGUGCCAGGGCCCUUUUCCUCCAGCUGGGAUCUCAGUGGCUGCUGGCCUCCUCUUUCCUACACCCUCUCGCCCCACCCUCUCUGGUAUCUCCUAGUGUCAGGUAUUAGCUGUGCUUCUCCAUGGUGAGUCUCAGGUCUGCUCAGCUGAAUGAAAGGGGAGAAGCAAAUGGUUGUCCUUUGCCCUUGUUUCCCGACUAGGGAAAGCUACCAGUAGUCAGCUUGUUUUGCUAAAAAAAAAAAAAAAAAAAAAA